GGGAAGGGUACCUUUCUGCAGAUCCCAUUUGGACUCUCCACUUGAACAAGUGAGGUGUCUGAUUUUCCUCUUUGGUACCUUCCUCUCCUCCCCCUCCCUUCGCCUCAUCCCCAUUUCAUCUUUCAUCACCACCUGGGUCCUACUGCUUGGCACCCAACCAACUGGAUGCCGCCACGUUUGGCAGUGCUGCACUGGCACGUGAACAGUGUCUCAGAUCCUGGCACUGCGGCAAACCCAAAGCCACCAAACAUGCUCAUGAUGGCACUUGGUGGCAGUCAGGGAGAGGGGGCUGUGCACAUAGCGGUGCCAGGCAUUGGGUGGAGCUCUGUGUAGGGAACUGGCAUGAGAGGAUGCCCUUAACAACUGGGCUGAGUCAGCACUCCCUCGUCAAUCUCAGCUCUGCCUUCCUCCCAACUAGAUAUCCACCUCCCUCCUACCGUUACUGCCCCCAAGAAAGGGAUUUAGAUGGUAUCAUACUGAGUGUUUGAGCACCAUGCGAAAGGAAACGAGCACAGAGGGACAGGCUAUAGCACAGGCUGUAGACACACCCAAGGCUCCAGGCCAGUAGACCAUACAUAUCCUUGGACAACAAGAACAGAAAAAUAAAACCCUAGGAGGGCUAAAGGAGGUGGAGAGAGGGACACCAGCUGUGUUGUUACCAGGAUGGCACAAGAAGAGAUUGGAAGGCAAGUAGGAAGGAAUGACCCUCAGACUUUGCUCUUGGGUGAUGGGGUGGUUUGUACCUAUGCAUAUUUCAUUCUGCCUUGUACCUUGUGAUUUGCUGAGCUGUGGUUGAGAUGAACUGGUUCUUUCUCCCUUGUUAAAAGGUCCAUAUUCAAUAAUAGUCCUAGGAAGAUGGAAAGGUGCUCUAGGCCUAGAGAGGUAGACAGGUGUUAGGAAGACAAAGGGACUUGUCCUUCCAGAAAGACUAUGCAAGGCACCCAGUUAGAGUUGGAUAGAUUUCCAUAUCUUUGAAAUCCACCCCAAGAAGGGAGAUGGGAUCAGCAAUGAUCCCUGGUAGAGGGGGAGGCCCCUAGGAGGAGAAUCCCCAGCAACUGUGGUGAUACAGACUAGCCCUCACAUAACUAGACCUUGGGCCCCCAAUCUGAAAGAAUUUCAAGUAGCUUUGGCUUUCCUAAUGACUGGGCAGAUCUUCAGAUCUGGAAGAUUUGACUGUGGGUGAUGUGGAAGGGAGGCUGGGUGGCUCUGGGAGAUAGGACCUGCCCAGAGGUAGGAGUAAAGUCCAUGCUGGGCUGAGCUGCUCAGGGCUGGGGAAGUUCUGAUUUCAGCAUCUCUGGAAGUGUAUGGCCACUUCAGAAGAAGCAAGGUGUUUUCCACAGCAGAGAAGAAAGCAGGGAGACACUCAGCCAAAGUGGGAUGAAUGACUGUCUUAAGACAGAUUACGGUGGGAGAUUUGGAGAAUCAGUGAUCUGGUCUAUAAGCCCUGAAAGUGGUUAAGAAACAAGUACAAAGAAUUAAGCAGAUGGGUGCUAUUAUGCCUGGAAUAAAAGGCUUGCUCUUUUGCCCCCCAAAUUCCAGGGUUCCAGGUAGCAUGGCCCAGGGCUUGAUAGAGGUGGAGCGAAAGUUCCUUCCAGGGCCUGGCACAGAGGAACGGCUGCAGGAGUUGGGGGGCACCCUGGAGCACCGGGUCACCUUCCGAGACACCUACUAUGACACCCCUGAGCUGAGCCUUAUGCAGGCUGACCACUGGCUGCGACGACGAGAGGAUAGUGGAUGGGAGCUCAAAUGUCCUGGAGCAGCAGGUGUCUUAGGACACCACACGGAGUAUAAGGAACUCACAGCGGAACCUACAAUUGUGGCCCAGCUCUGUAAGGUGCUGGGGGCUGACGGCCUGGGGGCUGGAGAUGUGGCUGCUGUCCUGGGCCCAUUGGGGCUGCAGGAAGUAGCUAGUUUUGUGACUAAGCGGAGUGCCUGGAAACUGGUACUCUUGGGAACUGAUGAAGAGGAGCCACAGCUCAGGGUGGACUUGGAUACAGCCGACUUUGGCUAUGCUGUGGGUGAGGUAGAGGCCCUGGUGCAUGAGGAGGCUGAAGUACCAGCUGCCCUAGAGAAGAUCCACAGGCUCAGCAGCAUGCUUGGUGUGCCUGCACAGGAGACAGCACCAGCCAAGCUGAUCGUGUACCUACAGCGUUUCCGGCCUCAAGACUAUCAGCGCCUGCUAGAAGUGAACAGCUCCAAGCAGAGGCCACAGGCGACUGAAGAUCCUGAUAACUGCCUGGGCUAGGGGUGUCACUUCCUAGAAUGGGAAGGGAACGCUGGGUCUAAUGGAAUCCACUCCUGGCCCACUGUGCCUCUCCCCUCAGCGUCCCUUCUGACAGUGACUCCUCUCUCUCUAGUUCUGCCUGUUUCUUCCCCCUACUCUAAGCUACUCUUCCUUGAGCCCUCCCUGGCUGCUGCUUCUUCCCUCAUCCGUCAGAUGCAAUCUGUGGGCCGCCCCUCUCCCCUGGCCGCUAAGCAGCCUCCAUUGAUUUCCGCUCGUGUUUAUAGGAUUUCCACUUAGCCGUGAUCAGUAGUUAAGCACAGGAAAAUCCCUUGCCACCCCCCUCCCUUGGUCGAUGCCAUUGAUUCUGCCAGCAGCUCCUAAACCGCCUUACAGCUGAGUUAGACGAUGAGGGGAGGCAGCAGGGAUUUCCCUGCCUUGGGGUGUGGGAAAUAGAAGCAAGUUGAGGAAAUGGUUGGGAAUCCCAGUUAGAACUCUAGAAAUUCUAAUCUGAUUUUGCCACUGUGCCCAGCUCUGGCCCAGAGGGUAGAGUGCCGCCUGUAGAAGUUUGGGGCAAAUUUGUUCCCUGACCUGAAGCGGGUUAGAAAGAACCAGCAGCCGCCCCAUCCCCGCCCCUGUGUUGAGACAGGUUCUCAAGGUUCAGGGGAAGAUGCAUACCUCUUAUGUAAGAAUGCUUUUCCCUUGCUGUUAUUCAUACACAUUUUCCACUUCAAAUAUAUCCAAAUAUGGCUUUCCUCCC
Macaca mulatta (Rhesus monkey) is the source of this 2981-nucleotide messenger RNA. NCBI's taxonomy places the organism in Eukaryota, Metazoa, Chordata, Mammalia, Primates, Cercopithecidae. The record is from RefSeq and is a predicted model, not a curated record.